GGGGCUCUGUUUGUUUAUUACACUCACCACCUCUGUCUCUCUCCGUCCUCCUUCUCAAGGAUCAGUCUUUGUUCAACCUAAAAUUACAUAUCUGUGCCCUCUCAGCUGACCCAAUGUCAAAACGACCCGGAUCGCCGCCUCCGCCCCCAGGCGGCGCAGUCAUCAAGCGUGCUCGGUCUUCACCCAUGCCUUCUGACCAGCAACAGCUCGUCAUCUCGUCUGCGGGAGAGAAGGAACAGGGUCUUGUACGGACAGUGAAGCGCACGAGUGCGCUCGAGGCACCUAUCGUCAGCCUGAGUGGGUCACAUAGCGCAGAGAUCCUGAGCUGUCGCUUUGAUCCCUCGGGGCAGAAUAUAGUCGCGUGCUCGGCGGACCGCAGUGUCUCGCUGUGGAAGACGUACUCCCCGAAUACCAACUAUGGACUACUGUCCGCAAUGCACAAAGCGCCAAUUCUUGACGUGCACUUCAGCGCAGUGCACCCGUUGCUAUAUACCGCGUCUGCAGACCAUACGCUCGCGGUCGUAUCGCUCGCGUCGGGCGAGCGCGUGCGCAAGCUGCGCGCGCACCGCGGGAUCGUGAACAGCCUCGACAGGACUGUCAGCGGCGUUGCAGGUGGUGAGCUUAUCGCCUCCGGCAGCGACGACGGCACCGUGCGCGUCUGGGAGGGUGGUGACGAGGGAGACAAGGCGCCUGUCAAAGUCUGGCAGGUCGGAUGCCCUGUCACGGCCGUAUGUUGGAGUGCAGACGGCUCGGUGGUAUAUGCGGGUGCGGUGGACAACGAAAUUCAUGUACUGGAUAUCCGCUCGCCGUCAUCGGAGCUCCCCUCGCUGACGGGACAUACUGACACGCCAACGUCACUCGCAAUCUCGCCGAACGGUAACUUCCUGCUCUCGCCCUCGCUUUCGAGUCAGACACUCGUCCACGACAUCCGGCCGUUCUCGCCCACGCCAUCGCGCAUACAUCGUGUUCUUAUGGGAGCCCCAGCUGGCUUCGAGAACACACUCCUUCGUGGGGCAUGGAGCAGGGACGACGGAGGUAGGCGUGUCGGUGUCGGUGGAGCAGACCGCACGGUGUGUAUCUGGGACGUUGAGAGCGGGCAGGUGCAAUACAAGCUUCCUGGGCACAAAGGAACUGUCACCGCCGUCGACUUCCACCCUACGGAGCCCAUCAUUCUCACAGGAAGCAAAGAUGGCACUAUGCUACUUGGAGAGAUCGAGCCCAGUGUCAAAAUCUAGUGUAUCUGAUGCUAUCUGUACCGCUCACUCGCUUUCAAGGUUCUUUUCAUGUGCCCAACUUGAACUUACCUGCAGGACCGCUCUCCGCUUUGUUGGUUCUUCGCUGCUACCGUUUGAAAUCAGGCCUUAUCUUCAGAUGCAUGACUCGCGAAAAGCUCCAUAACGAUAGAAACUUCGUUGAUAUUCCAGCAGACGACCAUAGCAAACAUCCAUGUGUUUGCUCAUGUUAGGAUCGAAAGCUCUCGCCUUCCAUAAUGGGCUGAUGGCGACUAGAUCCAAGUCACGAAACAAGCUUUCUUGCAACGACAGAGUAUGUAUGCAGUUUCAUCACUAGUACCGAAUAGUAGAGGAUUACAAUUACUGAUAAUUCGCCGGUAUAGCAAUCAGCUGUGACAGUCCGGUUACGUUAGUCGAAUGCAUUCAGGACGGCUGCGCUAAACUUAGUCGCACGGCCGCCUCCUCCAGUAAGUGCGAUAUUGAGAGUAGGGAACUCCGUCGACCGAGUACCGCCGUUCAUCAGGGCCGCCAUAUAGGACGACGAAGUCACAUUCUGAGUCGCCGAUUGUGACAUUUUGGACAUUGUUGGGGUAGGCUUGCCACGCACUGAGAAACGUUCCAUCUCGACGAGAGGUUACAUAGUUGAGCUCUUGCGGACUGAGGGUCUGGUUUUGGCCGUUGCCGGCCAGACGGGUCACACUAGAAUACGAUACGCCAUGAGGUGUAUAAGAUAACGAAGCGGGCGUUUGAGAGCUGACGUAUGGUAGCGCGAGAUACGCGAGAAUUAGGGAGAAGAUAAGGACGAGGGCCGACGAGGUGGUCAUACAUGGGCGAUAGUCAGGGGAAAGCGAUGUGGAAAGGGAUAUCUCGAAUGAGGUCGAGCUAGAGCUUUAUCUAGGGUAAGGCUCCUCGACAAGAAUUGGCUCCAUCCCGAAGUAUUUGAACAUCACGCUUGGCGGCGGCUACGCAGUCGUCCUAGCUUCUGGUGCUUGGCACUCCGCGACUGUUGAGAGCAGGUACACU
Phanerochaete carnosa HHB-10118-sp is the source of this 2255-nucleotide messenger RNA. RefSeq lists its product as uncharacterized. The coding region runs from base 114 to 1235 and encodes 373 amino acids. NCBI's taxonomy places the organism in Eukaryota, Fungi, Basidiomycota, Agaricomycetes, Polyporales, Phanerochaetaceae. The transcript is spliced from 6 exons. Gene Ontology annotation, molecular function: protein binding; RNA binding. The record is from RefSeq and is a predicted model, not a curated record. Gene Ontology annotation, cellular component: catalytic step 2 spliceosome.